AUGGCCUCCGCGAGAAAGAGCGCGCCGUUGGUCGUUUAUAGAUGGUUACGCAUUGCUGGCAUGUCCAGUUGGGGGAGCCGCAUAAGUGAUGUCGCCAAUUUCCGCGGCGUGUGUACUACUUCCCCCCGCGAAAACGCAAUAGGUGGAAAAACAGAACGCGCAACUUCACUCAAUUCAACUGAUGCGGAGACCACUGAGGCAGAGUCUCCCCUCCGGAGAAGAACACCCAAGCUGAAGAAGCAGGUGGUGCUUGAACGUGCCAACAAGGUAAUACUGUCCAAACUGAACCUACAAAUUGAAGAACUCAAUUGUGACCAACUGAUGAGGUACAAAAAUGUAAAAAAUGUGAUGACGCUGAGAGAGAAGAAAGAAGUCUUGUCAUAUUUAAAUAGCUACCUACUUCGUAACAACAAGGCGAAGUACUACAUUUUAAGUGCCCUCAUGUUUCGCAUAGUGUCCAGGAUGAGUAGCUAUCAAGUGAAGGAACUGAUAUAUGUCCUACACGCCUACAAGGAGAAUAACUUUUUGAGCCCCUUCCUAAUGGUACACAUUAUGACCAAGUUGAGUAGCGAGGAAAUGGCGCAAAAAAUGACUCUAAAUGAAUUCCUCCUCCUGGUGGACACCUUAACCGUACCGCUAAUAAUGACAAACGGCUUCGCGCAAAUGGUUAGGCGGUUUAUAUGCAGACAUGAGGAGAUGUUUAACUGUAGUGACUACUUCACGGUUGGAUAUUUCCUGGCCAGGAACAAUUUACACAACGAAUCUGUUUUGAAUUUCAUCGCCCAGUUUUACAGAAAUUUGGCAACUGCAGAGAAGCUGCAACAGGGGGAGAGUAAUAACUUUGCGCAUUACGAAGGUGCAUUCUACGGAGGGGAAGCCAAAAGGGGAGUAACCACAGUGGGUACCGUUCUACCAAAUGGGAAGCUAACCCAUUUAGGAAAAGACAUCCAUAGGCACUUUUUCAUUUUAUCAAAAUAUGGUUACACCGAUGUAGAUCUAUGUAGCAACUUGUUCAGAGUGGCCAUCGCUCAGUGUGGAUCUUUGCGACCGCUGGAAAUAAGCUCCAUUUUGAAGUCGUUGCAAAAUAUGAACUACUACAACAGUUGCUUAUUUGAAGUGUUGGUGGGAAAUAUUAGGAAGAAUUUAAGUCAGUACAAAACGAGCACUCUGAUGGACUGCCUAAAUAGCCUGUCUUACUUUAACCAUGUGGAUGAUAGGCUGCUCACCAAAAUGUUAGUCACCCUGCCGAGGAGGAUCUUGACCUAUACUGCCAACGAUUUUACGAAGCUGAUAUUUUUUAUGAACAAUUUUACCGCCUUCUCCAGUUAUUUUAUUCUCUUUGUGAAUAAGCACAUAUUGCUCUUUGCGUCAAGUCUUAGUAUGCUCCAUUUGGUAACCCUUUUGAAAAUCUUCGCCCACCAGAAUUUGAUAAGCCAGCCAAUUCUUCACUUGUUAAAUGUGAAGUUGGAGAAAUUCAUUUCGUCUCACUCGUCGAGCAGCUGUUCCGAGGGCACCCUUAUAGGCGAACCUCGUGUGCAGGAUACGAAGCGGGUAACUUUAAAGAGCCUGUUUGAAAUUAUCCGCAUAGCGAACUUCAUGUCAGUGAGGUACCCCCAAUUGGCUCAUAACUGUUUGGAAAGCAUGUUCGUCCUUCAGAGUGGGUACAAAAAUGUGCCCCCAGAAGAAUUGAAGUGUAUGGCCUACUGUUGCUGCUACUUUGUGCUGGUUAAUGACCACUAUGGGGAUGAUUCGGCCGUCAGGCUGCACAAGCGGAUAAGCGAUAUUUUUUCCCUCCUGGAUGCAUCCUUGGUGGGGGGAACCCAAAGUGGAGAGUCGAACUGGUACGACGAGAGGGGGGGUACUCUCACUAAGGGGCACACCCACUCGAAAGAGAGUCUCAAUUUAUCACCCCGCGGGGAGGGGACCAAUGGGUCGAUGGAAGAAAGGGUCACAACCGCGUACUGUAAACCAGAUGGCAUAAGAGACAACGUGAAUGGAGUGAAAAACCAAAUUGGUGUGCACCUCUACGUGAUGAUCAUGCGGACGUUCCUCACCGAGUUUAUGUAUCACCGCUCAAAAGAUCAAGUGGAAAAUUUUUACAACUUGUGGGGGGAACACAUGGAGCGCCUUUUUUUCUGCAAAAUUGACGCGGUAAGGGAGUACCACCAUAACGACGGUGUGGACACACUUAAGAAGCUCUUUCCCCUUAUGUAUUACCCACAUGUUGAUGAAGCGCUAUGGAAGCGUGUCCAAAUGAAUAAACAUUUUCUGUCCACCUAUUUCGUGGGUCCCGCUCGGGAGGAGAAAAACCAACUUAGCCAGAGUGAACACCUCAGGAGAGAAUUUUCGUAUCACCAAAAAUCUCUCAACGAAAUGUGCCAAGUUUUGAAAGACCUACCGCAGACGGAUUACAAAUUUAAGCUUGUUAAAAAGAUCAACUGUAAUUCUGUUUUUCUUUACAUUCACUACAUAUUUGCGAAACGCGUUCAGAGCAAAGGUAAGGUAGCCAUCCUAUUUGGAACGCAGAAUUAUUACUACACUACCGUGGGUGAACUGUACACUGGUUUGAACCCCCCUUGGGGGACCAACCUGCUUGAAGAGAAGCGCCUGACCAAGGAGGCCAUAGCCCAGCUGCACUACUUCAAGCUCUUUUUUGACAAGGUGUAUUUGGUGCCCUCCCACUUAUGGGAAAAUAUUGACCGGGGGGAGAAAAGGCGCUUUUUCGUUACCUUGCUGGAUUUGUAA
Molecule: messenger RNA, 2745 nt
Organism: Plasmodium vivax (malaria parasite P. vivax)
Lineage: Eukaryota; Apicomplexa; Aconoidasida; Haemosporida; Plasmodiidae
Exons: 1
Coding region: 1-2745 (914 amino acids)
Source: RefSeq, a predicted model, not a curated record